Messenger RNA from Lachancea mirantina, 345 nucleotides. The record is from the annotation of a GenBank genome assembly. NCBI's taxonomy places the organism in Eukaryota, Fungi, Ascomycota, Saccharomycetes, Saccharomycetales, Saccharomycetaceae.
AUGAAACGCAGCUGUGGCGACCUGCUCGAGCGCCCUCUAGAUCCUUGCGAGCUCAGCUUCGCAACUGCCAAGAAAUGUCAGCGCUAUGCUGCUUCGUCGGGCGCCGACGCACUACUUGCGCUGAUGCGCGCUUCGCGGGGCGGCGCGAAGCGCGCCACCCAGCCGACAGAAGAGCGUAAAACAUCGGACCAAGCGCAUGCCGCGUGUUACUACUGUUCUUCUGUACGCGCCACAUCCGCGUGCGCACUCUGCUCCAACCCAGCAUGCGGUGUCUGCUGCGUCGGCUUGCCGGUAUGCCUGAACUGCCAAGUCGAGCAACGAGAAGCGGUCCGUACGAAAUGCUAA